This is a messenger RNA of Hemisphaericaspora subhashii, 3336 nucleotides long. RefSeq names its product Zcf35p (gene ZCF35). The transcript has a single exon. Bases 1 to 3336 code for a protein of 1111 amino acids. Lineage: Eukaryota; Fungi; Ascomycota; Pichiomycetes; Serinales; Debaryomycetaceae. Gene Ontology annotation, biological process: DNA-templated transcription; positive regulation of transcription by RNA polymerase II. Gene Ontology annotation, molecular function: zinc ion binding; DNA binding; DNA-binding transcription factor activity, RNA polymerase II-specific. The record is from RefSeq and is a predicted model, not a curated record. Gene Ontology annotation, cellular component: nucleus.
AUGGGUGACACAACAGAAGAUAGAAAAAUUAAACGAAGGAAUAGAAUUAGCUUAGCAUGUGCGGCAUGCAAAAAGAAGAAAACAAAAUGUGAUAGAGGAAGACCAUGUUCAUUAUGUGUUAAGAAUAAGACAGAAGAUCAAUGUACCUAUGAUGAAAGAAUUCUGAAUCUACCCGCUGACAAGAAAAGACGUUUAAUUGAAAAACAUAAUAUUCAACAUGCGGCUACUGUUACUGGUACCAAUGUUACUACAGGUAUAGCCACAGGUACUAAUCUGACGACCAAAAGAAAUGACGUUUGCGUGCUUAUACCCAAAUUUGAAUUAGAGCAACUACAAAACAAACUCAAAAGACUUGAAUCAGAAUCAUAUACACAUGGCUCAACAACAACAACAACAACAACCAAAGAACUACCAAUUGUCUAUGUCGAUGCUGACCCAGAUGUCGUAUUUAACAAAUCAAUAGGCACUUAUCGCAAAGUAAUCUUUUCCUAUCAUGACGAAACGCUUCCUGGACACAUCCCUAUGGAGAAUAUAAUGGCAGAUAGGAUCGAACCCGUAGAUCCAAGUCUAUCAAUCACCAGCAAGAUGCGAUUAUCGGAAAUAUCUCCAUCCCAAGACCAUUUCAUAGUUGGAGUGAACCCAUAUAAUGAUCCUGAAGACACGAUUAAUUUCGAUGAUAAAGUAAUACCCACCAAUCGAGGAAGUAGACCUACUUAUUUUUCACCGCUUUCAUGGACGUAUAUUACUAGAAAUAGUGAAACUUUGGCAUUGAUUAGGAAAUAUGCUUCUCAAGAUAAUAAUGCGAAACGGAGUGGGAGUAGUGGGGUGGUUCCAUUUCCCAUGGAAACGUUCAAGAAAAUGAUGAUACCCAGUGAUGAGAAAAUAAAGUCGACUUUGAAUUUGGAUGGGAGUCAAGUGGACCGAUUUGAAGAAAAACUGAAAGCGACUGAGGAUGGUGAUGAUGAGAAUGAAGAAUAUCCAAAUCAACAACAGAAAGUGAAGCAGGAGAAGCAGAGUAGUCCAAGGAUUGAUAUGAACAAAAUGAAUAUGAGCAGUUUUACCCUCGGAUUAACAAUAUUAGGAGGCAGACCACGAGAUCGAGAAUUGAAUCUAAUUGAACAAAUCAAAAAUAUUAUGCCCAGAAGGAAAGUCAUUUGGUUAUUGAUUAAACGAUUUUUCAGUAUUUUAUAUCCAUUCUUCCCAUAUAUCGAUGAACGUGAUUUCCGGGCUCAGACAGCUAGAUUAGUCGGAGUUGAGUCAUAUUUAGAUGAACCACCUACUGUUGAGAUUAGUAAACGAUUAGAUUUGGCUCACGUUAGUUUAUUAUUCGUGAUAUUGAGAUUGAGUUAUUUAAGUUUAUUUUAUAAUCGAAGUUAUCAUAAUGAAACAAUCUUAACCAAAUCUGACUUGAGUCCAGAUGAGGCUGAAAAGAAAUAUCUCCUACUUAAUCCAAUCAACAUAUAUGCUAUCGAUGUUGCUCGUGAAUGUUCUCAUCAUUUCCAUCGUUUGGGGAAAGUCAGUUUUCCCAUCUUACAUGCGGCAUUUUAUCUCAGGAUAUAUAGUAUCUUUGCACCAGAAGAAGGGGAUGGGAUUGAGGGUGGAGACGGUUUAUCCCAGAAUAAUAAUUUAAUCUCAAUGUGUUAUUCCCUCGGAUUGAACCGUGAUCCAGACAAGUUUCCUAAUGACUUAAGCGAAAGAACCAAGAAUCUAUAUAGAAAAGUAUGGCAUUAUGUGGUUGUAUUGGAACAUAUUCAUGCUUAUACUUUUGGAGCUCCUAUUUCGAUCAAGCUGGAGUAUUAUGAUACUAAGAGACCAUUUUAUACUAUUGAGAAUUCCAAUCUUGUGGAUGUUGAACUUGAAAAAACCUCCCAUGCGGUAUUUGCAUUCGGAACUGCAUUAGUAAAAGGGCCAAUUCAUGAUCUUAUCAAUAUUUAUUCUAGUGUCGGAAAAGAUGUGAAAGUUAUGGAUUUGACUACUCAUUUGAAUCAUUCGGAACAAGGGGUAUUUAAGAUCAUGGGGAAGGUGAAUGAUUAUGUAAAUGUACUUGAAUCCGACGAUUCUAGUUAUCAUACCACCAAGAUUAUGAAGGUGACGAUAUUAUUAAGAUUGCAUGUUUUCUUUUUGGUUAAUUAUUGUAAUUUGUUUAAUUACUAUGAGAGAAGGAAUAAUAAACUUGGGUUUUUCUAUUUGAAGAAAUUAAUGGCUCUCGCAUUAGAUGAAAUCUUACCGAAUAUAUUUGCAUUAAUUGCCAGAACUCAUGAAUUAUUUGGGGAAGGUGCUGAUUUAUAUAUCAACCCCUCGAUUAUUCAAGCACUUGUGAGAAUAUUUGAUGUUGCUUUAGUUGCGAUUGUUAGAACAAAUUUUUCAUUAUACAACAUGCUGGGAUCUCCAGAUCAUAAGACAAGACUAAAGACCGAUGUGAAGUAUAAAACAAUUUUUGAUGUUUCUAAUAAAUUCAUUAUUUCGAUGGAAAAAUCUUGUCGUAUUUGUUUAAUGGCAGCUUCAAUCUUAAGUAAUAGGUAUUAUUUUGCUUGGGCUGUUGUCAAGAGUCAAAAUUAUUUCUUGAAAUUAGUGACAAAUCCUCAAUUUUAUAAAGAUAAUUCUAAUUGUGAAUUACAAUUUUAUCAACCUAGCGCGGCUGAAGUUAAUGAAAUUGCCGAUAUGGCACUUGCUAGUUUGGCAUAUAUGGAAAAACGAGUUUCGAAAUAUUGUGAUUUGGAUAUUCCUUCGUUGUUCCGAAAACAAGACUCUCGAUCUGAAUCUCAUUCACGAGAAAAUUCAGCUGUUCCUUUUCCUCCAGCAUCACCCAUGCCUCUAAGUACCGGGUUUAGGGUAAGCAAUAGUAUAAGUCAAGCUUCUGAUUUAAGUACAUCUGAGGUAAAUACUCCAGCAAGUAUAGAUUCGUCGCAUGGGCUAUUCUUUGCUGGGUUCGAGGAUUUGACAUUUGAUAAUAGUGCUGAGAUUGAUUCUAUUUGGUUACAGAUGUUACAGCUGAGAAAUAAUAAUCAAGUGAGUGAGUUAAAUCCUGGAAAUAAUAAUGUCCCAAGUCAACAGACUGGGUACAGAGCCCAUGGAAAGGAGUUGUUAAAUGCUAAUGAGGGAAACAGUAGUGGCAUAGCUGUGCCAGUUGGUGCUGGAGCUGGUGGUAAUGGUAGUGGAAGUGGUUUUGGGGGACAGCUUAGUUAUGAUAAUGGGAAUAUGAGUGGUAAUGUUGGUAGUAAUUUUGGAUAUCCUAUGACGAAUCAAUUUUUUGAUAAUUUUUCAAGACCUCGUGAGCUUAAUGAUGUUUAUUUGGAUUUGUUUAAUGAUUUGCCAUUUGAUAAACUUUUUGGUUAA